GAUUUAGGUGCGCCAGCAUCAGCAAAAACGGGCGUCCGGAACGAGCGCUUCAUAGCGACACACUGCGAGCGAGUGACAGCACACGCGCACUGGAGUCUCACGAGCUUUCUCUUGCGCGCAGACAACAAACCCGGCACAUCAGUGCGUCUCAACAUCUCAACAGAGUCUGAAUGGAAAAAUUCUGUCGGCUGAAACAAGCGACAGCACGCGCUCUCCGCGUUUUCUCCGAAGUAUACGAGUGUUAGCUUUGCUUAAAAAAGCGUUUCCGAAUAGAGUUUGUUUAGAUUUUACUUUUCAUUUCGACACCUGUAUGACUGAUGCACAGAAUGGACUCGAACAACAACACCGGAGGAGUAAUCUCUUACAUCGGAUCAUGUGGAGGCUCCCCUAACCGCAUCAGCCCGGUAUCCAUGUUCAGCGAGAAUUCCAACAGCAGUCUGCAGUCACUGACACAGCCAUGCUUGGGGUCAUCUUUCCCACCUUCCCCUAAUGGUUCCCAUGAUUCUUCACGUAUGUACACCAGCAGCAGUAGCUCCAGCAGUUCAGCAUGUGGUGAAGAUGGGAGCUCAUCGAGCUCAGGAGGAUCCCCAAGGGGGCGUGAUGAAAGCAGCAUCACAUACAACUCACCAAACAAAUCAGUUGCUACUCUUACAAAGCUAAAUGGAAUGGUGUUACUCUGCAAAGUCUGUGGAGAUGUGGCAUCAGGCUUUCAUUAUGGUGUUCAUGCCUGUGAAGGCUGCAAGGGGUUCUUCCGCCGGAGCAUCCAGCAGAACAUCCAGUAUAAAAAGUGCCUGAAGAAUGAAACCUGUACUAUUAUGAGGAUUAACCGAAACCGGUGUCAGCAGUGUCGUUUCAAGAAGUGUUUGUCUGUUGGCAUGUCUCGUGAUGCUGUCCGUUUUGGUCGCAUCCCAAAACGUGAAAAACAGCGCAUGCUAGCUGAGAUGCAGAGCGCCAUGAAUAACAUGGUGAACAACCAGCUGCAGAAUGAAUUCCAACUGGCUACUCUCAAAACCAGCACCUCAUUCUCUUCAUCAUCCUCAUCUUCUUCAUCUCCCUGCCCAGGCCUGACAGUGGCUUCUCAGCCUCAGCCUUCUGCUGUGCCUGUAGCUCCCUCCCCCUCUCCCCCAGCUCCAGGAUCGCCUUCUACUCAAAUUGCGCAGAGCCCUCCUCGGAUUGCCGCCUCUCCACCACUGUGCCCUAGUCCUGGCCUGGACAGCACUAUCACCGCCAUUACCAAAGCUCAUCGUGAGACCUUUGUCUAUGCUCAUGAUAAGCUAAGCACAGCACUACAGCCCCAAAAUGGGGUUGAUCUGGAUGGCUACAACAGUAAUUGCUUUGCUUCUGGCUAUAACAUGAAUAGCCACAAUUCAGUAUAUCAAUCUAAUGCAAGUCUACAGUGCAAUGGUUUCCAACCUGAUAACAAACAACACCUUCAAUCCUCACCAGUAUCCAAUCAGCAGCAUCAGAGGCUGCCACAACUAAACAAUGGCCAACAAAUUAGCUGGUAUGGGGCUCAGCAAGGUACAGGGAACAGCAACGACAUCCCGGUGCAAAACUGCCCAUGGAAGAAGAACCGCAAGGACAUUCUGCUGGCUUGUCCAAUGAACAUGCACCCUCAGACAGAUCCAAACAAGACACCGCAAGAGAUUUGGGAGGAUUUCUCGCUGAGCUUCACACCAGCUGUACGGGAGGUGGUGGAAUUUGCCAAGCAUAUCCCAGGUUUCAGCUCUCUGUCCCAAAACGAUCAGAUCACCUUGCUGAAAGCAGGUACCUUUGAGGUGCUGAUGGUACGUUUUGCAUCAUUGUUCAAUGUCAAGGAGAAGACUGUCACAUUUAUUUCUGGCACCACCUACAGCCUUGAAGCACUGAAGAACAUGGGAAUGGGAGCCCUGUUGGGAACAAUGUUCGACUUCAGUGAGAAACUCAGUGCACUAGAACUCUCUGCAGAGGAACUGGGUCUUUUUACUGCUGUGGUGCUGGUUUCUACAGAUCGCUCUGGUCUAGAAAAUGUGAAGUCUGUGGAGAUGCUCCAAGACAGCCUGAUUAAAGCCCUUCGUACAUUAGUCAGCAAGAACGCCCCUGGUGACGUCUCUCGUUUCACCAAGCUGCUGCUCAAACUGCCAGAUCUGCGCACACUUAACAACAUGCACUCUGAAAAGCUUCUCUCUUUCCGUAUCGAUGCAUGAGAAGCCUUUGGUAGCUGUUACUACAAGCCAGCAAGGUCUAUGGGAGUGGUUUCCAAUGGAGGGUUUAAUUGACGGCUUUAAAUUUACCAUUGUUGCUCCACCAGCAAAUGCUUGGCUCUGAUGGUGCUCAAAGACUUGAACAAUGUUAACAGGUGUGAAAUGAUGCAGUAAAUGUAUCAGAAUGGUGACAUGGCCAUAUUUUUAAGUUUCUGUGCAUCACAUCAAAUUAAAAUUCAGGUACUGUAACUAAUGAACUUAAUAAGGACAUAAUAUGGCAUGGACUCAAAGGUCCCAGUUUACAUCUAAUAUGAAAUUGGGUGGUAGCAUUGUCACAUCACAGCCGGUUUGAUUCAGAACUCAGUUUACUGUCCGUGUGAAGUUUUGCAUGUCCAUGUAGGUUUCCUCCUACCUCCCAAAAACAUGCUGACAGGAUAAUUCACUCUUCAAAAUUCACUCUAAGCGUGAAUGUGUGUAAAUGGUGCCCUUGGAUAGAUGGACAUCCCAUCCAAGGUGUGUUCCUGCCUCAUGUUCAGCAUUCCCAGGAUGGGCUCCUGAUCCUCUGCAACCUUGACCAAGAUAAAGUAGUUACUGAAGAUGAAGGAAUUAACAUGCAAUCUGUAUUCCAUUACAUUCUUGCUUUUAUCUCUGUUUAAUAUAUAUAGCAGGGUGUUCGUAUUGUACAGUCCCUACUUACAGACAGGUUCUUAGCAGUUUUUUAAAUACUACUGAUGGAUCAUGACACUUUUCUUCCUAAUACCAGCCUGAUGCCUGAGGACUGUAAGCUGGGACAAAGGAGAAUAGAGGCAGAACAGAACAAUACUGUGUUAGUGCAGUGUGAAUUGAGUUCUGCAAAGAGGCUUCAAGACACAUCACAUCCCAUGUUAAAAAAAUGAACCAGAUCAUAGAAAAAACAAGUCAUGCAAGGGACCUCAUCCCACCACUGCUUGUCACUUUGUAAAAAUGUGUAAAUAUAAAUCUAUACUUAUUCAAAAUGUUCCAAAAUGUAUAUAUUGUACACAUAGAUAUAUUUUUUGUAAAGUGUAACUGCUCAAUACAAAGUUAUAUAUAUAUA
Molecule: messenger RNA, 3258 nt
Organism: Hemibagrus wyckioides
Lineage: Eukaryota; Metazoa; Chordata; Actinopteri; Siluriformes; Bagridae
Gene: nr1d1
Product: nuclear receptor subfamily 1, group d, member 1
Exons: 8
Coding region: 318-2186 (622 amino acids)
Biological process (GO): cell differentiation; positive regulation of transcription by RNA polymerase II; negative regulation of transcription by RNA polymerase II
Molecular function (GO): RNA polymerase II cis-regulatory region sequence-specific DNA binding; nuclear receptor activity; zinc ion binding
Source: RefSeq, a predicted model, not a curated record